UAAUGUAAGACACAGCGUGUACUCAGUGUCGCACAUUUCCUACCUAAAACAGCAUUCAUUCACCGAAAAGGUUACGCAAAAAUGGAUGACGUAAGUAGUAAUGUUUUACAUUCUCUAUCCAAAAAUUGUUAUUUACAUUGAUACAGCCAUAUAUGAUUAUGGUGUAUGUUGUGCCAAAUGCUUUUUCAUGUUUCCGUCUUCAAGGAUUGGGUAGCUUACAUAUUGAAGCCGUCAAAAAUUAUUUUUGAAGCUUAAACAAUUUUGUAUAUUAUACGUAUGUUAUAACCAUUUGUAUCUAAUCAUAGUUGGGGUUUAACAACUAUGGUGCUAUAAAUUUUACGAAACGCUUUAUUGUGAUAUUCACUAAUAAGUUUGUUUAGACAAAACAGAUGAUGUUUCAUACAGUUAUUUAUCUUAAACAGUCAAUGUCCAGUAAAUGGGUCAUACAUCUGUUCUCACAAUCUAAACUUCAACACUCAACAUAUGUCAUAUUUUUCCGCCGUUUCAUAAAUUAUACGAUGUGGAUGUGUUCCUGGAAAAGGCAAGAGAAAUGUCGGAGCUCAAUCCACCCGACCUGGUGCUCUUUUCCGAGUGCAUUUGGGGCGCCGCGAGUUUGCAUAAAGACGUUUUUUCUUAGGAAUUUCGAAACUUUGCUAAUGAAUCACGGGGAUAUCAGAAACUUUAUGAAUUUUGUGAUUGAUGAAAGCUAUUCCGACGACCUUGGUAGACAGAAACUUUGGAAAGCGUUUGAAAAUGCUGAAAAAUGUCACAAAAACUUUUACGAGCUGAAUUACAUAGAUAAGGAUGGGAGAAACAAAUAUAUUGAAUCGGUGGAAUACAUGAAAACAUUUUUCAGUGAAGUGAAUGAAGAUACAAUGAGAAAAUCACGAGAAAUAUUAUGGCCUAAUGGGAAAAUUGAUUCAAUUGGCAAACAAUUUUCAUACUUAACACGGGAAUUACCAAACGAAAGCACAGUGGCGUUUGGAACAAUAAAUAUCACAUACAAGUAUUUAUCUAAAUCAUAUACAUGAUUACAAACCCUAUAUUCUCUUCUUUCUCAUGCUUUGAUAUUUUUGAUUUGUACAACUUGAAAAUUUAAUUUGUUGUUUGUAUUUUCAACCAAUUCUAGAAUAAAAUGUUUCUAUUA
Molecule: messenger RNA, 1147 nt
Organism: Caenorhabditis elegans
Lineage: Eukaryota; Metazoa; Nematoda; Chromadorea; Rhabditida; Rhabditidae
Gene: M04C3.5
Exons: 2
Coding region: 390-1031 (213 amino acids)
Source: RefSeq, marked reviewed